AUAACAGCGCACAUAACCUCAGGAGUAUCAGAGUUGCUCGUUGUUUUCAUUGUCACAAUCUCCGAGCACGAUGCGGGAAAUAAGUUUAAUUUUAACGGUCCUUUUUGCAGUGUCCUGUUCUAUUGAAGCAGUGCCCUUCAUCAACAAAUGUAAAACGGACGAUUCAAAAUGUGUGAAGGCAUCGAGUAUUGCUGCGAUACCAAUAUUCGCAGAUGGUCUUCCAGAAUACGGUGUCAAAACUUUGGAUCCCAUAACUUUCCACAAAAUCGACGCAAGUUCACCAAGUUUGAAACUAAUUUUAACUGAUGUCACAUUCAAAGGCCUUAAAAAUUGUCAAGCUAAAAAGUCGAAAAUUGACAAAGCGAAAGGAAAACUUCUGCUUAAGUUGCUGUGCUCAGUAGACAUGGACGGGUCCUAUGAGAUGAAUGGCAAGCUGUUGAUCCUGCCUAUUGAGGGCAAAGGGCCGGUUCAUGUCAAGCUAAGGAAAGCGGAAGUCAACGUCGAGGUUGACGUUAAUUUCGAAUCUGCAUAUUGGGAGAUCAAGCAAUGGAAACAUUCUUACGAGUUGAAAGAUAACUCAGAAGUUGUUUUCGAAAAUCUAUUCAACGGCAACGAAGUUUUGGCGAGUGCAGCCCGUGACGUCAUCGCAAACAGCGGCAAUGAAAUCAUCACAGAAGUUGGACCUCCAGUCAUUAAAACCGUCGUCGAUGAAGUCGUUACCUCCAUUAAAGAUUUCUUCAAGGCUGUCCCUGCAAGUGAAUUGGCCUUAGAUUAAAACGUAGUAAGUGUCGCGUUGUUAAUUUAUAAAAAAAAAUAAAUGACUCCAUUAAAUUAUGAAUUUUA
Papilio xuthus (Asian swallowtail) is the source of this 843-nucleotide messenger RNA. The record is from RefSeq and is a predicted model, not a curated record. Lineage: Eukaryota; Metazoa; Arthropoda; Insecta; Lepidoptera; Papilionidae.